AUGUUCAUGCAUUUGGAGGUCUUCUGCUACGUGGUGCUUCUGCUGGCCAAUAUGAACGCGUACGGAUGCUGGUCAGUGAAUAAUUUCUUGAUGACUGGACCUAAGGCAUACCUGAUCUACUCUAGCAGUGUGGCGGCCGGGGCUCAGAGCGGCAUCGAGGAGUGCAAGUAUCAGUUUGAAUGGGACCGCUGGAACUGUCCCGAAAGAGCCCUUCAGCUGUCUACUCACAGCAGUCUGCGCAGUGCAAACCGCGAGGCAGCCUUUGUCCACGCUAUCAGCUCUGCAGGGGUCAUGUACACUCUGACCAGGAACUGCAGCCUGGGAGACUUUGAUAACUGCGGUUGUGAUGACAGCAGGAACGGACAACGCGGCGGUCAUGGGUGGCUGUGGGGAGGCUGCAGUGACAAUGUGGGCUUUGGAGAGGCCAUCUCCAAACAGUUUGUGGAUGCUCUGGAGACCGGUCAGGACGCCCGUGCAGCCAUGAACCUGCACAACAACGAGGCAGGACGCAAGGCGGUGAAAGGAACCAUGCAGCGUACCUGUAAGUGCCAUGGUGUGUCGGGCAGCUGUACCACACAGACCUGCUGGUUGCAGCUGCCUGAGUUUAGAGAGGUGGGGAACUACCUGAAGGAGAAAUACCACCGGGCAAUCAAAGUGGACCUGCUCAGAGGAGCGGGAAACAGCGCAGCCAGCAGAGGGGCCAUUGCUGAGACCUUCAGCUCUAUCUCACGUAAAGAGCUUGUUCACCUGGAAGACUCGCCCGACUACUGCCUGGAGAACCGCACUCUGGGUUUAGCAGGCACAGAGGGGCGCGAGUGUCUGAAGAAGGGCAAACACCUGACCAAGUGGGAGAAGAGGAGCUGUAAGCGGCUGUGUGGGGAGUGUGGGCUGGCUGUGGAGGAGAGGAGGGCCGAGACCAUCUCCAGCUGUAACUGUAAGUUCCACUGGUGCUGCGCCGUCAAGUGUGAGCAGUGCAGAAAGACAGUGACCAAGUACUACUGUGUGAAGAGAACCAGAGGCCGGGCAGAGAGCGCAGGGGCCCGGAGGAAGAACCUCCGACUAAGGAAGAAGCACUGAGGCAGUGUGGGACAUGAGGAGGUGAGCUCACCAGGGCAUUCAGCACAACAUUUGAUAAUACAAGGCUUCAUUAUCUUCGAAACAUGGAGUACUGGUAUUGGACAACACAGAUGAGAAUGUAAAACUGAAGAGGCCUUUACUACGAACAAUGUAUUUAAGUGCUCUAAAACCUGUCAAGUGAAAGUCUGGGGCUCAGUAAAUGUUAUUGGUGAUUUAGUGCCAUAAGUAGUUUAACACAUACAAAACAUAGAUGUGAAAUAAUGAGGAUUGUUCUCUGAAAUGAAAACAUUGAAGACAUUCCUUGUCUGUUCACACAAACGAGCUGCCCUCUGAAGUACCACUGCACUAUAAGAAUCAUAUUUUGUGAGUUUGGUACAAAACUGUAAAGCACAAAGAUGAGAGUGAAGAGAGGAUGCUUUAUGACCUUACUAAAUGUAUUUAAAUAUGUAUAUUUUUGUACUACUUUUUUUAAGCAUUUUAAACAUGUUGGGUAUUUUAUGGCUGUUUCAUUUCAAAACAUUUUUGUUGUAAGUUAUUGAACUGUAAAAUGUUUUACAAUUUGGCAAUCACAUGACCAGGAGGUCCUUCAUCCCUUUGUAAACAUAUUGUUCCUGUUAUUAUGUGUGUUAGGAGCUCUUCAACACACCUGCUGCCCUGUCCUUGUAUUUAAAUGUACAUAAAAUGAAGCACUUUUUACUGUACAUGGUUAAUUUAUUGCACAGUAUGUCCUAUAGUUGUACUUUGUGCAUAGCUGUCUCUGUGUUUUUUGCUGUUUCCUACUGAAAUAAAAGAAUAAUACAUGUUUGU
This is a messenger RNA of Periophthalmus magnuspinnatus, 1884 nucleotides long. RefSeq names its product wingless-type MMTV integration site family, member 8b (gene wnt8b). The transcript has 6 exons. Gene Ontology annotation, molecular function: cytokine activity; frizzled binding. NCBI's taxonomy places the organism in Eukaryota, Metazoa, Chordata, Actinopteri, Gobiiformes, Gobiidae. Gene Ontology annotation, biological process: canonical Wnt signaling pathway; cell fate commitment; multicellular organism development. Gene Ontology annotation, cellular component: extracellular region. The record is from RefSeq and is a predicted model, not a curated record. The coding region runs from base 1 to 1077 and encodes 358 amino acids.